CAUGGCUAGAAUCUCAUUGGAAGUUCAGGCUUGUGUGUUUGAUGCGUGAAAGAGAAGUGAUAUGACCGUUCAAAGUAAGCUAUAGACCCACUGCAGUGUCCGAACCCAAUGGGAACAAAUGAAGGCCUGAAGUUGUCACCAUCAAGACCCUCAUAUAAAUCCUAUAUUUAUGCAUGACUUGAGGAAGAGGUCUGGCAACUAUGGCGGAUACCUCGGACGUGAAAGCCCACCAGUUGGAGUCGGGGCCAGCUGUCUGUGGGCCAUAUAUUGCGGUUAUUACCAACAAAACUGCAAACCUGGUCAUCCGUGGUGUUAUGCUGUUUUCCGUUGGGGUCUUCCUUUCUCUGGUGCUCAACCUACUUCAGGUCCAAAGGAACAUUACCCUCUUCCCCCCUGAUGUAAUUGCCAGUGUUUUUUCCUCCGCCUGGUGGGUGCCUCCCUGCUGUGGUACAGUCUCUGUGAUGAUUGGUCUACUUUACCCCUGCAUUGAUCAUUGCCUGGGUAAGCCGCACAAGUUCAAGCGUGAAUGGUCCAGCGUGAUGCGCUGCAUUGCUGUCUUCGUGGGAAUCAAUCAUGCCAGUGCAAAGGUGGACUUUGAAAACAAUGUGCAGCUGUCUUUGACUUUGGCUGCCUUGUCCAUUGGACUGUGGUGGACCUUUGACCGGUCCCGCAGUGGAUUUGGUCUGGGUGUCAGCAUUGCCUUCUUGGCUACUCUUACCACUCAGCUGCUUGUCUACAAUGAGGUUUUCCAGUAUACUUCUCCUGAUUUUCUCUAUAUACGUUCCUGGUUACCAUGUAUUUUUUUUGCUGGUGUAAUAACCAUGGGAAAUAUAGGACGGCAGCUAGCUAUGUAUGAGUGCAAUGUUGUUCAAGAGAAGAAGCAUCAAGAUUAACAGAGUUGAUGAAUAGACGUGCCCGAAACUCCUCCCCAAGGAGGUGCCCAGGAGGCAUCCUACAUAGAUGCCUGAACCACCUCAAGCGGUGCCAUUCAAUGUGAAGGAACAACAGCUUUACUCUGGGCUCCUACUGAACGUCAGAACUCCUCACUCUAUUUCUAAAGCUGAGCCCAGACACCCUGUGAAGGAAACUCAUUUCUGCUGCUUGUAUCCAUGAUCUCAUUCUUUUGGUUACUACUCAAAGCUCGUCACCAUAGGUGAGGAUAAGAGCAUACAGCUGUAGAAAAAAUUGAGACCGUGGCACAAUUUUUUUUGUUUCACUCAUUUCUCUGUUUAUGUGUUUGUCUGUGAAUGAUUAAUUUUGCAAACUGCAGCCUGGUUGUUCUCUGUUUCUCAUUAAUGAAGGUCUUCUUCCUUGCUUUAUGGGACUUCAGUUCUGCUUCUAGGAGCCUGAUGUGAACUGUGUAGCAGUGCACUUCACACCUGCACUUGAUGUUUCCCAUUGCUUUUAAAGGUCACUUGAUGUCAUCCUCAGAUUCAUGAGAAUUUGUCAGAUAAGUUUGUCAUCUCUGACAUUAGAAUGUCACUUCCACCCUUUACCUGGCUGGGUUCUGGUCAUUCUUGUCUGCCCUGGUGGAGUCCAACAUCUACUGGGAAUAUGUCCGACUUACUGCUGGUGAUGCAAACCAGACUUUAUACAGGGGCAUGAUGGCCCACAGCAACAGACUCCAUACUCCUGAAACACCCCUCACAGGAUCCCCCGAGGGACAUGAACCUAUGCUCUUUCCAGGUCCACAAAAUACAUGUAGACUGGUUGUGCAAACUCCCAUGUAUCCAGUAUCAGUGUGAAGGUGAAGAGUUGGUCCGUUCUGCAACCAGGAUGGAAUCUGCAUUGUUCCUCCUGUAUCUGGCUUUGCCAAAGUGGUGGACCCUCUUAUUCAGUACCUCAGCAUAGACUUUCGCAGGGAGGCUGAGGGGUAUGAUGCCCCCAGUAGACUACAAUGCAGUGUAUUUCUGGACAAAAUUUCCCGGACAAAAAAAAUGUAGAUUUAAUACUUGGUUGCAUUGCAUCAAAUUGUGUUAUAAAUAAAAUAGCAUAUACUUUUUAAAAUUGCAGUACAGUACGUAGGAAUAGAUUUUUGUAGAUUGGCUGUAUUUGUUCCUUAUUUAAUUAUUGCCGUAGAUUGCUUACUACUGUAAUAAAUAUUUUAAUUCUCAACAGGGAUAAAGGACAUUAGAACAUAAAGAAACACUAUUUUCUUUUGGUUUCCCAUGUAUUCCCAUUUUGUUUACUUAAGUGACUUUUUUUAAAUGUAGAACAAUAAAAGCACCUGAAAGUUUUCUUCAAUACAUGAGCUGUAGGAUGUUUCAUUUGGAAUCUCCAUUUACUGUUCAAUGACAGUCCACUGGAAAAAAAAUUAUUAGAAAUUCAUUUUGCUUUGCAUUUUGCUUGAGCAGUAUUUAAUUUUUCAUACCGUCAAGAUGGUAUACUGCGGUACUGUGGUGUUUUCAUGGAUUUUUCAAAAACAGAUGUAUUCUAAUAUUAUAUCUUGCUGAUAGAAUUUGCUGAGCAUGGAUGGAAAUACCAUGGCAUACUAUCCAAGCCUACUUUAUAUAGGUAUAUAGUGGUUGACAUGGAAGUAGUUUCUAUGUAGAAAUGGCCAUUUAUGUUAAAGCUGAGAAAUAACUUGAAUCACGACUGAGUGAUGAGGUGGAGAGGAGGAGUGGAAAAAGAAAAUAUAAUUCAAAGUACCCAGCCCAGUCAUGAAGAUACAUCUCUAUUUCUGAGUUUUAAGUUCCUAAACAUUUGUAUCCAUGCUUAAGUUCUUCACCCCCCUUUAAAGAAUUUUCAUCAUCUGUGCAUUAUUGAGAUGAGAUGAAUUGCAGCAGCUGUAUUUUAUAGCAAGUAAAUCUGUUUUCAGUAUAUUCUCUUGUUGCACCAUGUGGAAUGUAAUAAAUCAUGUUUGUACAAAUA
Molecule: messenger RNA, 2871 nt
Organism: Paramormyrops kingsleyae
Lineage: Eukaryota; Metazoa; Chordata; Actinopteri; Osteoglossiformes; Mormyridae
Gene: insig2
Product: insulin induced gene 2
Biological process (GO): SREBP-SCAP complex retention in endoplasmic reticulum; SREBP signaling pathway; cellular response to insulin stimulus
Cellular component (GO): SREBP-SCAP-Insig complex; endoplasmic reticulum
Source: RefSeq, a predicted model, not a curated record